UUGACUGGAGAGUCGCAGCGAACGCGGUCUCAAAACCCAAACAAAUGAUAUUUUCAUGCCAAGCUCAACAAUCGAAGGACUUUUGACACGAUUAGAAGAGAAACGUGUGCUGUGUGCAUUCGCAUAUCGGAUUAUAUUUAAAUUAAGGAAUAUAGUCUUCGCUCAGCCGAUCACAGAGAUCAUUAAUCGGUGGAAGCAAGUGUGAAGACAAGUUUGGAGAGAAUACCACCAGCUUUAUCUGUGCUCUGUAACGUGAAGUGCUUCAUAGAACUAACCGUGAAAGCAGCUAACAGUGAACACAAGACAUGUCUGCCUAAUGCUACAUUUAAACCAGGGCUUUGACUAAUAAUAGGAUCGCUGUGUUUUGCAGACAUCAUACAUUUUGUGAUUUAUAGAAUUAAUUUAACAAAAUAGGCAAUUUAACAGGAUAGGCAUAACAAAGGAGUAGCAUGUGUGUUAUAGCACGCUCAUCAUCCUGCAUGUAGUUCAGUUUGGAAUAACACAGAUUGUGCAACAGAGGACAUUGAACUGCUGCACUGGUGUUUCAACUAGCUUUCAGGGUUUGAAUGGGAUAUAGUGCAGAUACUUUGAAAAAAAGGAAACUGCUGCAUGUUUAGCAUGUGUUGAUUUGGAAGUCAGAACCCGGCAGACACACACUAUGUUUUAAAAUAUCUGAUUUCUGUGGCUGUCAGACGAAACAACAUGCUAAGUUUAUAACAAUAAGUACCUUUAGGGUUUGUGAUGUGACUUAAACUAGAUCCCCAUUUUCACCCUGCUGUGACUCCCACACUGUUUUAAUGAGGUGAACAUCAGUUUUCGCCCGUUUCUGAGCAGCAGUCUUGUGGUUAAUUUCCCGUUUUUUGUGUGCAUGUGUGGGCAAGGAUUAAAAUGAGCUGGUAGGGGAGGAUUUUGAGUGUCAAAGCUGGCACCUUGUGCUGCUUACAGAGUUUUAGGAGAAGAGCCAGGCAACUCUUCUACACAUUCAGUGGACACUAUCUCAAGGGUUUUUCCAACGACUACAUUGCAAACUUAUUCCAGGGCCUUUGCUCUGUUGGUGAGAGGAGAGCUGGUCAGGAGAAACUCCUCCGCUUUACUUAAAGAACUAUACGUUCCUCCUCUCUGAAUCCCACGUGGGAAGUCUUUCAGGCAUUGCUUAUCGACCACAUAAGCAGGAUCCCAGUCAUCAAACUACCGGAUCGUUCCUCACUUCCCACGCCCUCCUGGCAGAAGAUCCUCCACAUGUGAAAAGAAGCUUCUGGAUCACUGCAGAGUUCUCCCGCCACCCUUCCCACCCCCCCUCAUACCGCUUCAUCCUGGAACACUUGAGCUGGCCUCUGGCAGGGGGCUUGUGUCCUGGGGCCGCGCCGUGUUCCUGUUGCAGACCCUAGCCUAGGAUAGCUUUGGAUAGACGAGCAUUGGCCCUGGUACUGGGAGAGGGAGCCACUGGACUUCAGAGCUCACAACUCUGGAUCCUGGCCAUGAGGUUUGAUGCCUCAAUCCACUGACUGGAGACACUGGACCUAAAUGGCGCAGCAUGACUUUGUUCCUGCCUGGCUUAACUUCUCAACGCCUCAACCCGCCAAGUCUCCUGCAGCAAGCUUCGAGAGACAUGGAGAGCACUUACCCCGCGGAGACAGCAAGCCAAGCGUGAACCGCCGACGCCACAAUUCCUCCGAUGGCUUCUUCAACAACGACCCGCUCCGAGCCCCGGCAGGCGACGGGUGGGCGCAGCCUCUGCUCCUGCGGCACGACUCUGUGGACUCCGGCGUGUCGAAGGGCAGCCACGGGGGCCUGGUCAGCGGCCCGGGCUGGAAGGAGGCGCCCACCUGGCACGGGCCGCCGUGGGGGCAGGAGGGGCCGGGGUCCCACCACCACCACCACGGACGGCACCCCAAACGCGGAGGAGGGGACAGGGACCGGCAGGGGGGGCACCGGCAGCGUAACGGAAACUUCCACUCCCGUAAGGGCGGCCACUUUCAGGACAAGUUCUCCGACGAGGAACGCAAGGAGGACAAGCUGAAGUUCGUGGAAGAGGACUUUCCCUCCCUUAACCCAGAGGCGAAUGGAAAGGCGGUGAGCCAGGCGCGUGCUGUGGGGGCCCCUGCAGGAGUGUGGGAGAAUCCCCCCAGUGCCAAGCAGGCCGUGUCUAAGAUGCUGGUCAUUAAGAAGGUUUCUAAAGAAGACCCCUGUGCCGCGUUCUCUGCAAACUUCGCCAGUACAGGGCCCCUCCCUGCCAACGGCACCAAAGUCCCCAUCACUGGACCCAGCGUUUACAAGAAUCUGGUGCCCAAGCCAGCUGCAGCCCCCACCAAGUCUGGGCCGUGGAAACCCAGUGGAAGGGAAACAAAAUCGGGUUUCCAUUUCUCAGGCCGGGACUCAGCCUUCACCAGCCCCGUCUCCGUGACCAAACCUCUGACACCAGUCAGCACCGCGCCCCAUGCAGCCCCCAAGGAGCCCCCCUCCAGCAUCACCCCACCCAUCGACGUCACGCCCCCGCGCCUCAAACUGAUGCGCCGCAGCACCGACCGCAAGAGCGAGUUCCUGCGCACCCUGAAGGACGGCCGGAACGGAGAGGAGCCCGCCUGCCACAGCCCCGGGACCCCGGGGGAGGGUGACGGGAGUACCCCGGAGCCUAAGGACUACAGCGAGGGCCUGUGCCACGAGAACGGCGUGUCGCACUCCCUCAGCGACUCGGACACCGAACACCUGUCCAGCUCUUUGGAGGCCGAACACAGGUUACUGAAGGCCAUGGGCUGGCAGGAAUAUCCAGAGAAUGAUGACAACUUCCUGCCCCUGACCGAGGAUGAGCUGAAAGAAUUUCAAGUCAAAACUGAGCAGCUGAAGAAGAAUGGCUUCGGGAGGAACGGGGUGCUGUUGAAGCCGCGGGGUGUGGCUCUGCAGUUCACCCACUGGAGAAGCACUGUGGAUGCGGGCCUGGAGGAGGGCUCUGAGUCCGAGACCAGCAGCAGUAGCCAGACCUCCGACGACGACGACACCUGAUGUGGCUUUAACGGAUCUCUCCUUUCCUCGUUUUUUUUUUUUUUUCCUCCUUUCUUUCUUCAAAAAAAAACUCAAUUGCUCGUUUGUUCCCAUGCACAAGGGAAAGCAAUCAUAUCCCAGAGAGAGUUCAUUCUGGCUUGUGUAACAUUUCUUUCUUUUCUUUUUGCCCUCCCCCAUUUCUGUUCAGUCCUUAGUGCUCCCUGUUUUCCCAUUUCCUGGAACAAAAUAUCCAUCAAAGAAGAUCAACACACAUUCAGUUUAACUGAAGAAACUGACUAACCCAUGACAGUAAUAAUGACAUUAAUAUAAGUGAAUAUCACUUCAGUUCCUUUUUGUUAAAAAAAAAAAAAAAAUGGCUUUGAAAUUUGAGUUUGAGAAACCAUUCUUAGCGGUAGUACUGAGAUUAAACAAUCGUUAUGAAUAAUUGAUAUUAAUGUUGCUCGAAGCCCCUUAUGAGGAAAUCAUUUUAGCUUGUCACUGCUGUUGCAGGGCUGCUUGUCUGUGGUAACGUAUCCAUACAAGGAGAAUAAGCCCCUCGGAGUGGAGUGUAGCAUGGCAGCUAUUGAAUGAAACAAUCACGGUUGUGAGGCUGACAGAAGGUGAACGUUUGAAUUUGAAUUUGAAGACAUUUUUCUCACUCUUAGGCAAUCCUCUGUGUUCCCCCACGACACCACUUCUCAGGAGUGCGUUUCGCUUUAGGUUCGGUUGUAUCAUCGCCCAUUGAACAUCGACGCAUAGUUUACCCCAUGCCCUUUACUCUAUCAUUGUCUUGAUAGUUGUGGUUUUCAUUAUAUUUUUAAGUAGCUUGGGGUAUUUCACUAGUCACAUUUUAUGGUCUACAUCACAAUUACAGAUGCAGGGUACAGAUUGUUAUUUUCUUGUACUCUUGAACGUGCGAUGGAGACGUGUGAUACACAAACAGACUUGGUGGACACCUUGCUGCCAGCACUGCGUUUGGUUGAGCGCAUUAAAUCAUAAGAGAAGCAGCAACAAGAACAUAUGGUUAAAUUUUUCCCUUAAAAAUAAUAGCGCUUUACUUGUAAUGAAUGUAGCCAAGAAGGGCUGACAAAAAUAAUUGAAGAAGCUGUUAUGUCACAGCAAUUCAGUCUUAAAAAUUCUGGUUUGUCUUUUAAAUGAUGUAUUCAGGUAAUAAAUGAAUAAUGAUUUUAAAAAAUCAAUUUCAACUUCAAUACCAAAGAUAGUGGCAAAAUUGGUACAAGAUUGCCUAAAUGCAUUGGUGACGGAGUUGGAUUUGAUUUGCGGGUGAGCCAACCUUCUGAAGACCGGCGGUAAGGACCGGUCUUUAUCUCAGGCAAUCAGGGAUGUGUAAUCGGGACAGUUGCAGGGAGAAGGCCAUUGGUGGGGCCGAUUGAAACUGGCACGUAAUACUCCACAAACGCUAACUUAAUCCGUUCUGCGAUUUUUCAAUCAAAAAAAGUUGUGAGUUCUAAAGUUAAGAAUGACUUCAGUGAUCUUGAGACUCAAAAUGAUUCCUGCAGCUGAAAUUAAGAUGCAGCUCCAUCCUAAUCUUUUUUUUUUUUUUUUUUUUUUCAUAAGGGACUGCCGUUUUAAAUUAUGCUUACAGCCACACUUUUUGUACUUUCCUCUUUUUGCUGAAAGGGUAUAAAAGGCUUUAUCACACAUGUUUGUUUUAUUUUGUUUUGGUACAGCUGUAAAGAAAAGAAUUCCACUUCAGUAGGCUUUUUUCUUUUGCAUUUUGUUCCUGUGACCUUGAUAUUCAGGGUGGAUUGUAAAAUAAAAAUGAAAAAUUGUGAGUUUUCAAAAAAAUUAUUUUGAUAACAUUAUUUACAGAUUUGAAAGAUAAAAGGGUCUCAUGUAUGGAGUUAUCUGUAUGAGGUAGAAAAACUACUGCAUCUAAAAAAUGAAAAAAAUUGUAAUAAAUAUUUUGCAUCAGUUUGCCAAACAA
Molecule: messenger RNA, 4927 nt
Organism: Conger conger (European conger)
Lineage: Eukaryota; Metazoa; Chordata; Actinopteri; Anguilliformes; Congridae
Gene: gpbp1l1
Product: GC-rich promoter binding protein 1-like 1
Exons: 12
Coding region: 1525-3000 (491 amino acids)
Biological process (GO): positive regulation of DNA-templated transcription; DNA-templated transcription
Cellular component (GO): nucleus
Molecular function (GO): DNA binding; RNA binding
Source: RefSeq, a predicted model, not a curated record